Molecule: messenger RNA, 1029 nt
Organism: Eriocheir sinensis (Chinese mitten crab)
Lineage: Eukaryota; Metazoa; Arthropoda; Malacostraca; Decapoda; Varunidae
Exons: 3
Coding region: 562-1029 (155 amino acids)
Source: RefSeq, a predicted model, not a curated record
GGAGUCGGCGGUAAGAAAGAAAUAACAAAAAGGAAAGAAAAAGAAGGAAAGAAAGGAAGGACUAAAAAAGAAAGACAACGAAGAAAAAGAAUAACAUUAGUGAUGAAAAGAACAAGAAAAAAACAUCAAACAGUGAGAACAAGAACAAGAAACGAAGUAAUAAAAAAAGAAAGUAAAGAAACAAAUAAGAAAAAAGAAAGCAAAACAGGAGAAUGUAAAGAAUGAUAUAAAAGAAACAUGCAGAAAGAAAAUGCUAAGGAACAAAAAAAUAACCCGAAGAAACAAGAAAACAGCAAACCCAACAUAACCUGACGCUGAGGAAGGAAUUAAUGCGCGAAUCUUUUUUUCUUCCUCGGCGUCUUCGCGGAAACACUCCCUCGUACCCACACCACAGCCUGCUCGGGGGCGUGGUCGGCGGGGGAGGGGGCGUGGCGAGGCAGGGGCGUGUGGGCGUGGCUUGGGCGUCGUGGGGGGUGUGGGCGAGAAGUGUGGCGUGGGAGGCGCGUGUAUAAGACUGAGAGGCGUGAGCGUUGGCCGUCGACUCCCAGUUAGGCCGGCGUCAUGAGGGCAGCAACCCCGAGUGCCAGCCUGCUCGUGGUGCCCCUCCUGCUCUCCUGCUGCCUCACCCUGGCCCUCCUGCCCCUCACCGUCGCGGCACCGCAUCACCACGACCCCCGCGGCCCUUACUCCUUCCGUAGGCUGCUGCCGGCGCGCCCCCCUUACCCUCAGCAGGGAUUCUUCUACCCCAGUGAAGUCCAGCCUGACCACAGUGCAGAAGUGAAGGGGGAGAGGAGAGCAGAGGAAGGCUACCUGGAGAGUAAGAUUCUAGAGCUCUUCCAGCGUUACCUCCACCUCUCCCACCGCCCCUCCACCUUCCCCUCCACUCACUACGACGACGACCAGCCCCUCCUCCAGGCCCUCCCGCCCUCCCACAGCCACGCCGCCAGCACCGCCUACAUCAAGAGGAGUGGUCCUGAGGGUAAGUAUGAAGCGCCGGUCAUGAGCGGCGAGGCACGUGCAUCACCGUAG